UUUGUUGUAAAAUAAUUAAAAUAAAAUUGGUCAUGUUAAAGUUAAGGCAAUUUUUGUAUUGCCAAAUAGCAACACUGUUGGUGGUAGCAAUGCCAGUGGUGGGGUUGUGAGAUAAUAAAAAAGGCGGUAGUCUGAGAAACGAGAGGAGAAAUCAGUGUAUUCGGUAGUGAGCAGAUGUCUAAAGAUUGUAAAAGUGGAGUUUCAAAUAAAGCAAUACAGAAUUAAGUAAACUACUGCAAUCUGUGUAUUAUUUCCUGACUGUUGGAAGUGGAGUCUUACAUCUCAGAAGUGCGGUCGCCUCACUUCCAGAACAUGAAUAGAGAAGGCACACAUCAUUUGAUGACACCCUCGCGCAGCCGUAAAGGAAGCCGAGGCGAAGCGGGUCCCAACCGAUCUCGUACUCGCAGCCGUAGCUCUCGCACGUGCAGCCGGGCCCGGGAGCUGGAACUGUACCAAGAACGUAUCCAGCGACUAGAACAGGAACUGCAGCAAGAGCGGGAGAUGGUACGGCGACGCGAGAGAAGUACACGGCGCCCUUCAGCCGAGAGGCCACUUGCGACCUCUCUUCGUGCAGCUACAGAGGUGCGCCGGAGUGACGAUGCGCGGCAUGCAAAAGUCAACCAUGAACGUCGUGCCACACAUAUCAGGUCACGUAGUCCUUCCUUUUCUACUAAUGAUGUUGUCAAAAUAAUACAGUCUAUUAAGCACGGUCCCGAAUCUCAACCGUUACCGCAGAACACACCGAUGAUUAAUAAAAAUAUAGAUCACAAGAAUAUUCUUCCAAAUUUUGACCCUUCUGUUAAAAAUCAGCGAAUAGACGUGUGGCUGAAAAAGGUUAAUGAAUGCGCGUCGGUUUAUGGUUGGGACGAUAGGACUACUAUACACUUUUCACUACAAAAACUUCAAGGAUUGGCCAAGUUGUGGUUCGAGAGUCUAGAUACGAUCUUGUAUACGUGGCAAGAGUGGCAAGAUAAAUUAAUAAACGCGUUUCCUCACGAACUAAAUUAUGGCCAGUGCUUAGAAGACAUGUUGAGACGAAAAAGCAAGCUUAAUGAACCUAUAGAGCAAUACUAUUAUGAAAAACUGUCUCUGUUAAACCUAUGUGGUAUUUCUGGUAAGCGCGCUGUCGACUGCAUAAUUCACGGAAUUAGUGACAGGACUAUGAAGUCUAGUGCCUUAGCUUUGCGCUGUUCUCUUCCAGAAAAUCUUUUACAGUUUUUAAUGAGUUGGGACACAGAUCAAUUGAUUAAUGAUCAAUCGCAUUUGAGAAAUAAAAAUGCCUCUGACACUGAAUCAAAUUCUAAAAAGAAUUCCGGUCAAGGUAUUUAUUGUUUUAACUGCAAACAGCAGGGGCAUCCGUAUUUACAGUGCCCAAAGCCGCUAGAUAAAUGUAACAAAUGUGGUAAGAUAGGACAUAAAACGGAAACCUGUUUUAAUCAGGAAGAGGGUUCCUCAAUCGGUUUGGUGGUCUCUAAAAAUAACUAGCUCUAGUGCAAAAUUAACCGAAAACUUAUCUUAACGACAUUUUCUUCGAGUCGUAUCACACAUAAAAUAGAGAACAUUCAAGACAAUAUUCCCCAUGAAAGGCUCUGGUUAUAAGUUAAUAUAGUCCUCGGAGAGUAUACCUUUUCAUCUCGAAAUUUGAUGACGUACGUGCUAGUGUUCUGUAGGCUAGGUGACAAUCUGAUGUAAUUCUUCGUUAAUCAAUCAAACAUUACAGAACAAUCGCAUAUCAUUAUUAUGAAAAAUUCAACUACUUAACGGUUUUUAAGCAUGAAUUCUGAACUGUCCCACUCAGAUUUAUAUAAGGAAUAUGAUAAAUCCCUUGAGAGAAAAUAUGUAGCAAGUCUUGAGCAGCUGACAUAGUUAAGAUCUUAAGUAGAUUAUCUAAAGAAUAUUUUGAGUUAUCUAAUUAUAAAUCAGGUUCGUUCAGUCAGUCAGUCCGUCUCCCUGGGUUUGAGGGAAUGGGAAUGAAGCAUAAAAUGCUAUAUUCGAUUUAAUAAAGCCCUGGAUACAUGUCGCGUCACUUAAACUUGGUGGAUCAGUGGGAAGUAAAUCUUUACUACUGACCGUGAAUAAUUCUAAGUGUUUAAUAAUUUUUGUCAAUUACAUUAUUUAAUGUCAAUUAUGUAAUAUUAUUGUCAAUUAAUUUGUCAAUUUAAUAACAAUAAAUGGAUGAUUAAAUGAUACACAUAUAUAACUGAAUUGAUGAAGCACUUACGCUACCGAAUUAUUCUUUCUUUGUUUACAGGUCAGGAGCGAGAAUUGAUCGGUUCGCACCUCGACCAGAAAGUCCUUGAGAAUUGAUUGGUUCAAGGCAAGACAGAAAAUACUAUAGCUGAGAAUUGAUGUUCAGGGCGAGACAGGAAAUACUACAGCUGAGAAUUGAUUGGUUCAGCUUGUGUAUUUCAUAAAGUCCUUGAGAAUUGAUUGGUUCAAGGCGAGACAGGAAAUACUACAGCUGAGAAUUGAUUGGUUCAGCUUGUGUAUUUCAUAAAGUCCUUGAGAAUUGAUUGGUUCAAGGCACACAUUAACUGAGAAUUGACUUGUCAUGGCAGUUUCAUAACUGAGAAUUGACUUGGCAUGGCAGUUUCAUAAUUGAGAAUUGACUUGUCAUGGCAUUUUCAUAACUGAGAAUUGACUUGUCAUGGCAGUUUCAUAAUUGAGAAUUGACUUGUCAUGGCAUUUUCAUAACUGAGAAUUGACUUGUCAUGGCAGUUUCAUAAUUGAGAAUUGACUUGUCAUGGCAGUUUCAUAACUGAGAAUUGACUUGGCAUGGCAGUUUCAUAAUUGAGAAUUGACUUGUCAUGGCAUUUUCAUAACUGAGAAUUGACUUGUCAUGGCAGUUUCAUAACUGAGAAUUGACUUGGCAUGGCAGUUUCAUAAUUGAGAAUUGACUUGUCAUGGCAUUUUCAUAACUGAGAAUUGACUUGUCAUGGCAGUUUCAUAAUUGAGAAUUGACUUGUCAUGGCAUUUUCAUAACUGAGAAUUGACUUGUCAUGGCAGUUUCAUAAUUGAGAAUUGACUUGUCAUGGCAGUUUCAUAAUUGAGAAUUGACUUGUCAUGGCAGUAACACAACUAAAAAUUGGCUUGUUAUGGCAGUUUACAACUGAGAAUUUACUGUCUGUUUCGAAGAAAUUUUGAUAUGUAUAACUUUUAAGGAGUAUUUUGUUUCACUUAAAUGAAAAAAUGUUAAGUGCCUCUUUUUUUUUUUGUAAUUUACUGUUAACGCUGUUACGCUGACGACUAAUAUUGGCCUAAUGUAAGGUUACCACCUGGGUCAUGUAUGGGGACAUACAUGGUGUCAGGACGGUCGAAUGUAAGGUUUGUUGUAAAAUAAUUAAAAUAAAAUUGGUCAUGUUAAAGUUAAGGCAAUUUUUGUAUUGCCAAAUAGCAACACUGUUGGUGGUAGCAAUGCCAGUGGUGGGGUUGUGAGAUAAUAAAAAAGGCGGUAGUCUGAGAAACGAGAGGAGAAAUCAGUGUAUUCGGUAGUGAGCAGAUGUCUAAAGAUUGUAAAAGUGGAGUUUCAAAUAAAGCAAUACAGAAUUAAGUAAACUACUGCAA
Bombyx mori (domestic silkworm) is the source of this 3564-nucleotide messenger RNA. RefSeq lists its product as uncharacterized. Lineage: Eukaryota; Metazoa; Arthropoda; Insecta; Lepidoptera; Bombycidae. Bases 313 to 1485 code for a protein of 390 amino acids. The record is from RefSeq and is a predicted model, not a curated record. Gene Ontology annotation, molecular function: zinc ion binding; nucleic acid binding. The transcript has 2 exons.